Molecule: messenger RNA, 459 nt
Organism: Phyllotreta striolata
Lineage: Eukaryota; Metazoa; Arthropoda; Insecta; Coleoptera; Chrysomelidae
Source: the annotation of a GenBank genome assembly
AAAAAACGCAUAAAAUCCCGAAUAUGGUAACAAAUCGUUCGUUUCUAUUUCUAUUAGCGCAUAAUAUGAGAAACAAGACACACCGGUUUUGUAGAAUUUAAAGAUAUUUAGGAAACAAUUUUGUACAAAAUGGUUGAUCCAGCGAAACUAUCACGUUACGUUUCCCCUGUAAAUCCUAGCGUAUUCCCUCAUUUAACGAUAGUUUUACUGGGAAUAGGAGUAUUUUUUACGGCUUGGUUCUUCGUGUACGAGGUGACGAGCACAAAGAAAACGAGGAGCCUCAAAAAGGAACUCUUAGUGGCAUUGGUGGCAUCGAUAUUUUCAGGUUUCGGCGUUCUGUUUCUGUUAUUAUCAGUAGGAAUAUACGUUUAGUAUUCUAAGAAAAACAGUUGUAUUUUCCACAAGACUUACUUUUCAUAUUACAAAUGUUUAUUAUUAAUAUAUAAUUUUAUGAAUGGG